Penaeus indicus is the source of this 5204-nucleotide messenger RNA. Its product is annotated as dnaJ homolog subfamily C member 10-like. Gene Ontology annotation, molecular function: oxidoreductase activity, acting on a sulfur group of donors, disulfide as acceptor; protein-disulfide reductase activity; misfolded protein binding. Gene Ontology annotation, biological process: IRE1-mediated unfolded protein response. NCBI's taxonomy places the organism in Eukaryota, Metazoa, Arthropoda, Malacostraca, Decapoda, Penaeidae. The coding region runs from base 102 to 2444 and encodes 780 amino acids. The transcript has 14 exons. Gene Ontology annotation, cellular component: endoplasmic reticulum lumen. The record is from RefSeq and is a predicted model, not a curated record.
UGUGGUGUGAUGUAAAACCAAGGGACGUGUUAGCGAUAGGUGUCUUCUUUUCACCUAAUUUUAAUAUUUAUUUACAUAAUUACAGCCUCUCAUUCACCAAAAUGACAAAGCUCUUCGCCUGCCUUCUCCUCCUCUGCCACUUCUCUUCGCUCGCGUUGGCGGAGGAUUUCUACGAGAUGCUUGGGGUUUCCAGGAAUGCGGAUGAGAGGGAGAUCCGCAAAGGCUUUAAGAAGAAGGCCCUCACGUUGCACCCCGAUAAGAAUACGGAUGACCCCGAUGCCCAUGAAAAAUUUGUGCGGCUAAAUCGUGCUUAUGAAGUACUGAAGGAUGAAGACCUCAGGAAGAAGUAUGACAUGUAUGGAGAGGAAGGACUGGAUGAAAAUAGGUCGUCUGGGAAUCAGUAUCAUUCUUGGAGCUACUAUCAUGACAAUUUCGGCAUAUAUGAUGAUGACCCAGAAGUUGUUACCCUCAACAAGGCAGACUUUGAGCAAAGUGUCACUGGAUCGGAAGACAUAUGGUUUAUCAAUUUUUACCACCCAAUGUGCUCUCACUGCCACACCCUGGCUCCAGUGUGGCGUGAAGUGGCUCGGGACCUGGAGGGGGUAGUGAGAAUCGGUGCCGUGAACUGUGAUGAUGAAUACCACCUUUGUUCCUCUCAGGGUAUUCGAUCAUACCCAACACUCAUCUCCUAUCCUGGGAGAAUCUUCUAUAGGCAAGAGAAGAGUAAGGAGAACCUAAUUGACUUCAUGCUAAAACAAGUGCGAUCAUCCGUCAUCACUCUGCAGAAAUCAAACCUGGAGUCCAUUUUAGAAUAUGAAGAUUACAAGAGCAGGCCAUGGCUUGUGAUAUUUUAUGAGGACACAGAUGAAGUGGAUGACUUGUGGAUUACUCAGAAGAAACUGAGUGCUAUAUUUGAUGGAAUUGUGAACUUCGGACGUGUAGAGUGUUUUCAGCAGAAGAGCCUGUGCUCCUCCCUGGGCAUGAAGUCAGGGCUGAAGUUCUUUGAAGUUGACCAGAUCAGGAAGGGCCAAGGCACAGUAAUCCCCAGUCUGAAUGUACAAGAAAUUGCAAAGGAAGUUUUAGCCCUGCUACCUGAAAUGAAGAAGUUGGAUGAGGAGACAUUUAAGAAUAUCCGUCGCAACCUAGAAAUGCGAGAAGAAACAGUGGCCUGGUUGAUGCACUUUAGCAGUGACAGUGAUGAUGAUACAUUUGAGAUCCGCAAAUUACCCGGCUUGCUUCCAUCGUUGAAGAUGGGCCAGGUGGAUUGCUCUCUGCUAAAAAAGCUCUGUGAUGAUCUAUACAUUGCUAAAACGCCAACCUUUAUGAUUUUCAAGCCUGGUGGAGGAUAUGAGUUACAUCAUGGGCGUCUGCUGGCCCACGACAUUGCAGUGUUUGCUCGAGAGGGAGCAGCUGCCACACGAUUCCAGAUCCUGACUCCAGAGGAGUUUCCUAAGGUCCUGACAGAUGGCUCUACAUGGUUUGUGGAUUUCUAUGCUCCUUGGUGCCCUCCGUGUAUGAAGCUACUACCAGAGUUUCGUAAAGCUAGCCGGUUGGUGGAGACCCCAGUGAAGUUUGGAAGCAUUGAUUGCACUACACACCAAAGUUUGUGUACAAGGUUUAAUAUUCAUCAGUAUCCAACUACAAUUUUGUACAAUCAGAGUGUUCCUCAUGAGUACAGUGGAUACCACACUGCAGAUCAAAUUGUAGAAUUUGUUAAGGACACACUUAACCCAGCAGUUAUAUCACUAGACGAAGACAAGUUUGACAACCUGAUUGAGAACAAACCUCAAGGCGAGCUGUGGGUUGUUGACUACUUUGCCCACUGGUGUGGACACUGCAAAGAAAUGGCGCCCGAAUAUCGGCGUUUUGCACGUAUAAUGGCUGAUGUGCCUAAUGUGCAUAUUGCCACCAUUGACUGUGCCAACUUUCGAUCGGCCUGCUCUCGACAGGGUAUAACAAGCUAUCCCUCAAUUGUGCUGUACCCAUCUGGAAGUGUGGGAACAAGGAGAGCUGAGAAAUAUAAUGGUUGGUCCAGAGAUGCAGAUUCCUUUAGACAGUGGGUGUAUUCGAGGAUGUCGUCUAUGGUCACAGUCCUGAAUGACAGGUCAUAUGAGCAAAUACUUCAUAGUAGUGAACCUUGGCUUGUUGACUUCUAUGCCCCUUGGUGUGGGCACUGCCAUGUGUUUGCUCCAGAUUUUGAAGAUAUUGGAAGGGCCUUACAAGGGACAGUGAAGGCAGGGAAACUUGACUGUGAGAGGUACCGGUGGGUUUGCAGUGGUGCAGGUGUGAAUGCCUACCCUACAGUAAAGCUCUAUGUUGGGUCACCGAAUGGAGGUCGCCAAAAUGUUAAUGGAAUAAACUUUCCUAGCCUGAACAAACAUACUAUAUUGUCAAAUAUUCCAAGAUAUUUACCAAAGAAUAGUAAGAAACAUGACGAAUUGUGAUGUGGAGUUGUGCAUCGCACAAGACAGAGUUAUUGCCCAAAUGGAUCAUAUAUAUUUUUAGCUUUAAUAUUUUCUUAUUAAACACAUUUUUCAUGAAUGGAUGAGAAUGAAACAGUAAGUGAAAGUGUGUGCCAUACUUAUGACAGGAAGAGUUGAUUAAGCAUUUUUUGCAAUAUCUCCAAUCGAUCAAAUGUUUGAUGUGUAUUGUUCUCUUUUUCCUUGUGUAGAAUGCAGAGUAAAUUUUCCAAUAACUUCUGUAAUUUGAGUAGAUAUUCUGUAAUGGAAAUUUGAUUUUCAUGAAAACCAUUUCAGUUUCUUGGAGAAAAUAAUACUGGUACUAUGUCAGUUGAUUAGUUUUCAUUAUUUUUUUUUAGAUGACCUUUUCAUCAUUAUCAUAGUAAUUAGCAUUUAUUUGAAUGUAUGAGAAAUAGGUUUGUGGAUGACAGACAUCAUUAAUAUAUUUUCAAGUGCAUGUUCAUUCCAUAUGCUUCAGAGUUAAUGUUUUGUGAUGGGUCAUUUCUUAAACAAGUUCCUUAUAUGAGAAACAAUACAAGAAAAAGUUUAUCACAAUACCAACAGGGCAUGGUUGUAAGAGAUAAUGUAUUAAAUCAAAGCCAAACUUUCAUAAAACCUCUCUUAUGUAACAGUAAUUAAUCCAAACUGUACUUAGGGCCUGUAAUGUAUUCUGAUGUACUUAGGUUAUGUUAAAAUGAUUUCAGCUGAAGUCAGCAUUAAAAAAUCUAAUAUGUUACUCUAUUGAGGUUUGCUGUUGUAUGAAGCCCUCCCAUCAACAGAAUGAUUGUGUUAGGUUCUUAAGUAAAAACCUUUUCUAACAACAACAAAGAAGAAAUGAAGAAAUUAAGUUAAAGUAAAUAUAUUUUUUUGUAAUAGGAAUCUCAGUUUAUCUACCAAUAAGAGAAAGGAAAAACAAAUGAUAACAGGAAUAACUUACAGUUCAUUGGGAUAGAAGUUCGGUGACAGUAUAGAGGUCUACCACCUUUUGCGAACUGACUGUUUUUUGGGUUGUUUUAUUUUCUUAGCUAUGGUUUAUCUCAAGCCAUCACUGAUUGGUGACAGUUUCAAAGAAAUAGAUAGACUGGUAUAAGGAUGUUAUAACAAUAGCUUCAUGCAAUUUAGAUAUGUUUUACAGCUUACUGAUGGGAAUAUGCUUCACUAGUAACACAUUUCUUAUGAACUGAGUUUAUUCAGAUUAAAUGUUGAUAUUGUUAUUUACUUUGAAGAGGGAAAACAUGUAAAACAUCUAGUCUACAGCGCAUUUACAGCUUUCUAGUCUUUUUUUUCUGCAAGCGCCUUCUUCAUCACACAAAUGAAAUACAGGAUUUAGAAACAGUGUCACUUUGUUCAGUCUUUUGUGUGGAGUUUGAUUACAAGAGAAAAUGGUUAGUUAGGGGUAGUUUGUAUCUUGGUUGUAUGCAGUUUGAUUUAUUUCGUUUUCUUUUUUUUCUGUCCUUAAAAUAUUGGCAAAUGUUUGUACAAUAUGAGUGGAUUAUCUCUUCCCCAUACUAUGAAUUUCCAAUUCCCCUACAGAAGCCUACAAAACGUAGCUGGUUAUAAACUCAUUUCCAAGUGAAUACCGGUUGUUCAGCUAAAAAGCAAUUGGGACACACAUUAUAUCUUGUUUAUGUUUUAAGGCUAAAAGGUGCUAUUAAAUUAUGAUGGUUUCAAUGAGUUUUCAGCUGUUUUAUUUCUUAUAGAUUUAUUUUUAUUUCUGAUUAGCAUUUAAAGCAGUUUUCAACUAUUUCAUUUUUUAUAUUAUUAUUAUUAUUUAUUUCUUUUUCCAGUAAUGAAAUAGUUUAUAUUGUUUGUUUAAUUAUGUUAGUAAGCAAGUAUUUGGAACUCUUACUGUAUUUUAUUGAAACAUAUUUUGAGGCAGAUUGAAAAAUAUUAAAGGUUUGUAUGCACAUAGAUUAAUUUUAUUUAAAUACUUGAAGCAAGUGAUUAUGUCUGUAAUUAUCAUGUCUGGUAUUUGAUAUCACAUUCUUUGAAUCUCCUAUUUAUUAAUUUUAUUCAAAUACUUAAAGAUUAUGAUGAUGACCAACUUUUGUAAUUAUUUUGAUAUUAUGUAUACGUCUUAUUUAUUGUUUGAUAUUUUUUUGGUAUACAGAAAGUACAUCUUCAAGUUAGCUAAGUGUAUGACAAGGUUAGUAUUACUGAAUGUGACUUCAAUGUUUAAAGAAAAAGUGUAAAAGUUCAACUCUGGAAAUCAUAUCACUUCCAAUCUUCUCAUUUCAUUUUUCUACUUACUCAUUUUACCCGCAGAUUACAAACAAAUACCCUGUGAUAUAAAUACUUAACAUGGAAUGUGUAAGUGAUUGUUCAUGGUCUUAAUUUAACAUUCUAUGCAUUUGAUAUAAUGCAACUAAUGUGGUAGAAGUCUAGCAAUUUUUUUUUGUUUUGUUUUUGUUAUGCUAAUGUAAUUGGAUUUAUAUUUUUGUUCUUUGUUAAUCUGUUUCUCAGUGUGUAAACCCUGAACAAUCAAGAUUUCAGAAAUCUGUUUUUAUGUUUAUAUUUUAUUUAACACUUACAUUUAUAAUCAAACUGGCUGCUAUGCUUAAAUCUACAUAUGUCCUUACAAUUACAUUUAUCCUUAUCCUUAAACUUUAUACUUAAACUUGUGCUCACCCACACACCAACCAACCAACCAACCAACCAACCAACCAACCAACCAACCAACCUACCUACCUACCUACCUACCUACCUACCUACCUACCUACCUACCUACCUACCUACCUCCCUCCC